Messenger RNA from Panonychus citri (citrus red mite), 2521 nucleotides. RefSeq names its product kinesin-like protein KIF20A. The transcript has 3 exons. Bases 167 to 2347 code for a protein of 726 amino acids. NCBI's taxonomy places the organism in Eukaryota, Metazoa, Arthropoda, Arachnida, Trombidiformes, Tetranychidae. Gene Ontology annotation, molecular function: microtubule motor activity; microtubule binding; ATP binding. Gene Ontology annotation, biological process: microtubule-based movement. The record is from RefSeq and is a predicted model, not a curated record. Gene Ontology annotation, cellular component: kinesin complex; microtubule; nucleus.
UGUCUACCUGUUGACCGAAAUUCGGACAGUUUGUCAUGUAAUUAGUUUUUUGAUGAUUUUUAUCUUGUGAUUUGCCUAUUCGAGUGUCUCUUCGCCUUCCUCUGUGUGCCAUAUAGAUUAUCUUUUCCGUGUUAACUGUGCCUUUAGAAUAAGUUAUUGUGAUUAAAUGGAUCCUCUCUCAUCUUCAAUUUGUGUUCUUGAUAAUAGCAUUGAACUAGUUGACGAGUUUACCAACUCUACAACCAAUAUAACUACAAAAUCGUUGCUCACUUCUGAUGACGAGAAAAUUGCAACAUUUUUAAGAAUCCGACCAAUAGAUAAUUUUACGAUUGAAGAAUCACCUUAUAAGAUAAUAGACUCUAAUAAAAUUUACAUCGACGAGAAAACCUCUUCCAAUUGUGGUAGUGCGAAAAAAAUUAAUGCAACUCGGAAUGUGUAUAAUUUUACUGAGAUUCUGGAUGAAUCGGUUAAUCAGUUGAAUGUUUUCUCUAAAUGUUGUUUACCUCUGGUUGAAGAUGUUCUUGAUGGAAAUAAUGGAAUUCUCUUUUGUUAUGGAACAACUUCAAGUGGAAAAUCGUUCACCAUGAGAGGAUCUCACGAAGAUCCAACAGUUAAUCCUGGACUGAUUCCAUUGUCGCUGAAGAAAAUUUUCUCCUCCCGCAAAUUUAUCGAUGAACCUCUACUUGCCAAAUCAAAGUUCUGUGAUAUGACUCUGGCUGAUCAAAAAACUCAAGACCUCGAGAAACAAUACAAAGAUUCAAUCCUUGCCAGUCGAUGUUGUCGUAAUGUGGUAUAUGCCGAUGUCUGCAAUAAUAAUAUUAGUUUUAACGAGGAUGGCUACCAAUACAUUUGUUAUCUAUCGUAUUUUGAAAUUUAUAAUGAACUUGUUUAUGAUUUAUUGAAUUCUUCCUCUGGUGGUCGAGGCACAGCUUUAUCUUUAUCUGAAGAUGAAAAAAAGCGUUAUUAUGUUAAAGAUUUAAGAUCAGUUAUGGUUUCAUCCCUUACGGAAGCUCUAAAAAUCUACUCUUACGGAUGGACAAAUCUACAAAGAAACAUCCAAACUACUGGACUGAACCAAAACUCUAGCAGAAGUCACUCAUUUCUUUGUAUCACUCUGAUUAAGUUCAGUGAAGAUGAAGGAAAAAUAUUGGAGCCUCAAAUUUCACAUUUGACACUUGGUGAUCUCGCUGGAUCGGAGAGACAAAAAAAAACUAACACCGAAGGGUGUAGAACCAAAGAAGGAGGCAGAAUAAACAAUUCAUUGAUGAAUUUAUCAAGGUGUAUCAGGAUUUUAAGAAACAACCAAAAAAAUUCCAACCAAGAACUAGUCCCUUUUCGGGACUCUAGUUUAACCAAAUUCUUACAGCCUUAUUUUAUUGGCUCUGGAAAGGCUGCAAUUAUUUGCAACAUAAAUCCAGCAGCUAACUUAGUCGGCGAAACUAGGACUAGCCUAGAGUUUUGUGGACAUGUUGGUCAAGUGAACACUAACACCUUACAAGCUAAAUCAAGGUUUUCAAUGUAUAGUAUUCCCGAAGAAAGGUCCCAUUUAUUAGAAGACAUCAGCUAUUAUCAAAACAAAACCAAUCGAGAUGAAUUACACCGUCUCUAUGCAGAAAACACCGAAUUAAAAAAUAGACUCGUGGAACUAGAAAAAGAAAACAUAGAAUUAAAACUUAGGGACUCGGAGAAGAUAGAAGUUGCAAGAAAAGCAUCUAUUGCAACUUCGUUAGGCAUCACAUUAGCUCAUGAAACGUCAAUUCAGUCGAUAUCGUCAUGCACAGGAAUAGAUACACAGGAAGAAAAUCUUCGAGAUACAUUAAUGCAAUCGAAAACAGCAGCUGAUUUCUUAACCUUUGAUGAAAGUGGUCCAGCAUUUCCAGAAAUUGGAGCUACUUAUUCAAAUGCUCAAACCCAAACUGAUGGUGAUGGAAGCACUCACGGUUUUACAAUAGAUGAUGUAAUAAAAAUCAUGCAAGCCAUCAAAAAAGGUGAUAUUCCUUUGCCAAGUAAUAUAAUCGGAAGUAACCAAGAAGGAAAAAAACGAGGAAGACCUCGUAGAACAAAGAAAUCACAAGAGACAACUAAAUCCACUCCGAUCAAGGGAAAAAAGCCAUUAGGACCAAGCAACAAAAAUUCAGCUCGAAAGUCGACAAGAAAAUCAACCCGAAUUUUAACGCCCGAUUACCGCCCGAAGUACGUGAUGAUUGAUAGGCUCGCACGAAACCGAGGUGAUGACAAUCCCACAACGACCAGGAGAAUUAUCUUUCACCUAUUGAUUAUCAUGCCGGGAAUUUCUCGAUGGGACUUCGUCGAAAAGGCUCACUCUCGCUGCAUCAAUCUUGUAUGAUCAAUAUUAAUCGAUUAUUUUUUCUCAAAUUAUUUAUUUGCUAAUUUCUAAAUCAUUCAAAAUUCAUUAAUUGUAAAAUAUCUUUCAAUAGUCAUCUCUACUAAAAUGUAAUUAUCUAUUUAGAUUGAAUAACUGAAUCGGUUGAAAAUUAAAUGAUAAUUUACAAACGUUUAA